AUGUAUACAGUCCCAAUGGAUGUGCUCUUACAGAUGAAGGAAGUUCGUACCUAUGAAGGUAUGCUUGAGUCGGGGUCGCUCGUGGAGUUUGAGGAGCAAAUGGGUCAAGCGAUGUUCGUGUCUCACCAGUGGCUCAGCAUUCAUCAUCCGGAUCCGGAUGCUGAGCAGCUGAGAACUUUACAGCGUGCGCUGAACAACAUCUUGUCCAAUGCGAGCCAGGUGCGGUUGCCGGCAGCAACCGAAAUUUAUUUAGGUCGUGUGCAAUGUCCCACUGUUCACACCUUCAAGGCUGGGCGGUUAUUCGCUUGGUACGACUAUUGCUGUUGCCCGCAGGGGGCUUCAGAUGAUGCAGCGCGUGACCGUCAGGAGGCCAUCGAUAGCAUUCCGGUCUACGUGGCGCGGUGUCGUUUUUUCGUCAUAUUGUGUCCUGCUUUGAGGCAUUCGGACCUAAAUUUUACACUGAGCCAACAGACCUGGAGUCAGAGAGGAUGGUGUCGAACAGAACGUGUAGCAGUCGAGUUGGCCGAGCGAGAGGAUGGUUGGAUCAUUGUCAUUGAGAGCGCGACGCACCAAAC
Messenger RNA from Symbiodinium pilosum, 575 nucleotides. NCBI's taxonomy places the organism in Eukaryota, Dinophyceae, Suessiales, Symbiodiniaceae. The record is from the annotation of a GenBank genome assembly.